Messenger RNA from Sander lucioperca (pikeperch), 4465 nucleotides. RefSeq lists its product as uncharacterized. The transcript has 4 exons. The record is from RefSeq and is a predicted model, not a curated record. Gene Ontology annotation, biological process: vesicle-mediated transport. Gene Ontology annotation, cellular component: vesicle; trans-Golgi network; Golgi apparatus. Gene Ontology annotation, molecular function: GTPase activity; GTP binding. Bases 631 to 1317 code for a protein of 228 amino acids. Lineage: Eukaryota; Metazoa; Chordata; Actinopteri; Perciformes; Percidae.
UGCUGACAGUUUCUUCUCUGGCAGCGGAUCAGAUCAAACACCAGCAGGAGAUUGUGCACACAGACCGCAGGCUAAACAGAUAACAACUCUAAAGUUGGUCUUAUUUGCAUUGGACACGACAGCGUUUUACAUCCAGCUAGAUCUUCUUCUUUUUUUACUUGUUUUACUGUUAGACACUUUUGCACGUUUUGCACGGAGCUGACGGACACAAAAUGUCCCAUGAAUACUCGCAGGGAGAGUAGGCUAACGAUGAUAAUACGACAGCCUGAACUACAAUACUUUAACAGGCUGUUCCUGGUACUGUAUCUGCAGGACUCAAGAGUGAGUUUUUAGCGACUCUAAGAGUCAAAUGUUUACUUUUUACAUGACAUUUAUGGAAAUUAGGUCUUAUAUUAUGGCUACAUAGUGUGCACAUUUUAUGGUUUUAUUUCACUAAAAUCUGCUUAAACAGUUAUAUAUAGAGCAUUUGUAAUUCAAGUGUCAAAUAUUACAAGUAUAACUCGGUUUUUCAGCCUUUAUACAUGAAUUCAAACCGACGGUCACUGGCUGAAACCCUCCUUUUCAUGCGGAACCCAUAAUUGGAGACCUCACCGUGCCAUCUACUUAACGCGCGCCCUCGACCGGAGCAGUAUGCAGCACGAGCGCCUGCUCAAAGUCUUGGUCAUCGGCGAUCUCGGAGUCGGUAAAACGUCCAUCAUAAAGCGCUACGUGCACCAGGUCUUCUCCCAGCAUUACCGCGCAACCAUCGGAGUGGACUUCGCCCUCAAGGUACUCCAUUGGGACCAGAGGACGGUGGUGCGGCUGCAGUUGUGGGACAUCGCCGGGCAGGAACGCUAUGGCAACAUGACCCGUGUGUACUACAGAGAGGCAGUGGGAGCCCUCGUCGUCUUCGACAUGACCAGACUGUCCACAUUUCAGGCCGUGCUCAAGUGGAAAGGAGACCUGGACUCAAAGGUCGCCCUUAGCAAUGGGACACCAGUUCCAGCCGUUCUAUUGGGCAAUAAGUGUGACCAGCGGAGUUUGUGCCCCAAGCUGCCCAAACUGGAGAACUUCUCCAGAGAGUACGGAUUCGUCGGCUGGUACGAAACCUCUGCCAAGGACAACACCAACAUUGAUGCAGCCAUCACAUGCUUGGUGAAGAGCAUCAUGACUGUGGAGGAUGAGAGAGCCUUGCGUGACGCCACCACCGCCGGCAGAAGUGAACCGGAAGGCAGCGUUCUGGUUCUGCCACGCUUCGACUACAACACAAAGGAAAAGGGACUCAGUGGGUGUUCAGGAUGCCCCUCGCUUAAAUCCAGAGACAGGGAAAAUGACUGAAGGAGGGAGGGGUGGACGGGUCUAACCUAGCAGACUGGAAAGAGAUUACUUUGUUAAAGGAUUAAUAUGUUGUAACUUAAAGAUGCCUCCCCUUCCUGCCUCGCUUUUAUCCUCACGAAUGCAUUUCUUCAGAGAUGUUGGAGGACACAGUUUAAGAGUUUGUGUUUUUUUCUGAAAAAUCCAUAAUAUAAUUAAGUAAGUAUUGUAUUUGGUAGAACAGAAAUUGAGUCAAAAAUGUGUUCACCAUUGAAAAAAUCUCUUCUCGAAAGAAAAGUAAUACUGAAAUGUUUUAUGGAUUUGAUCAUCUGAAAACCAGGUUUUUAUAAAGAUAUUGAAAUAUUUUGUUUACGCACAGCAACAUUUUUAGGCUUGAGACAGAUGAAUUUUACAAGAACUUUUUUGUUUUGUAACAUGUUGAAAGUCAAUUCCUUAUAUAACCAUUUUAUUUGUGUAUUUUAGAAGUUCACAUGAAUCCGUCACACGUCUUUUCUAUUUCUUGUCCGAACAUUUCAAAGGCCUUUUUUUUGUGCUUUGAUGCUUUUGUAUAAAAGACGUGCUUUUUUCAUCGGGCUUUGAAAGCAAGAAAAACAGCAUAUGUUUAAAUUUAAAAAGCCAAGAAAACCUGUUCUAUCCACAACUGUUUUUAAAAUGAUAUGUCUAAUGUUUUGUCUCUCUCUGUCUGUCUCUCACAGUGCUAUGUAAGCAGCUGCUUUAGUGAUGCUAGAUUUAUUGAUAUUUGAUAUGAGAUAAAUUUAAAGGGGGGGUUGUUUUGUAUCUUGAGUGUAAGUGAGCAAAAUGCAGUUUAACUGUCACAACACACGUAAGCUUUCUGAGGCAAAAGUGUCGAGUUCUUUUGCAUGUUUACACUACGGUUUGAGUUCAGUUACAGAUAAUCAUCUGAGGACUUAAAGGCACCCUGUGGAGUUUUUGUCUUCUUCUAUGGAGCUUCCCAUUUUGUUUGCAUCUCAAGCCCCACUAGCAUAUGAACAAGGAGGCAUACUGUAUGUACACAUUGCUGCUGACAACAGAGGGUGGCACUUAAAAUGUGUUGUGCAUGCAAGCCACGCUAUUCCAGUGUUAGUUUAAAGAAGCAUUGCAAUGUGCCAAUGAAACGCAGAAGACUAGUCGAUGUAAACAUUGCUAUUUUUAAAGUAAAUAUUGGAUUUGUGUUUUAUGAAAAAUUAAUUGCAUUGUCUGUCAGGCCUCAAUGGUUCUCACAAUGUCUUUUGUGCCCUGAAAACAACUGUUUUUGUCCACUUUUAAAAUGGUGAUGUUAGCAGCCAUUUCUUUUAGUUUUGUUGCUAUGUCUCCAUCUAGUGCUCAGUGGUGUGUUCUCACUAAACUAUACUUUGAGAUAACCUGUCGUGUGACGCUUUAUUUUUCUGUUCAUGAAGUUUGAGACUUGACUUAGUUUUCACCAUAGAUUGUAUAGAAAGAUGUACAAAAGUGAAACCAAAAUAUCCCUAAUACGGACACUGCCAUCUUGUCAUUUUGGAGCCAGAGUCUGCAUAGUGGUGAUCAGGGGGAUGGAGCCGCGGUAUCAAAGUCCCGCCUGUACAACCACCCGACCAAUUGCGAGUCAAGCAAAGCUGUCAAUCAAGAUGUUUAACCUUGUUUUUAUAGCAUCAAAUAACAAAUAAAACCAAACUUAUCAGAACAAUGAACACUUAAACACACCUCAGCAUGAUCAGAGCUAGCUAAAAUGACCUUAAACAUCUUUGGAAAAGAAUUAUUUGACGUGUACUUUAAUUUUUUUGUUAGGCCCAUGUCCAAUCUGCUAACAUGGAACAAAGAAGGGGCGGGGUUUAUGACCUACACUGCAGCCAGCCACUAGGGGGCGUUAGAGAGUCCAUCUUUAUAUACAGUCUAUGGUUUUUACAUAUAACAGAAUGUCUCUCUAGAGAUUGAAAUGUCUUUCUAUUGGUCAACUAUUGUUGGACAUAUUGCUAUAAAAGUUUGUACAAAAAUUCAUACUGUUGUGCCCAGAUAGCCCACUGACUUUGGUGAGCCCUUAACUUUUCAUCUAGCGCCAUCAUCAGGUCAAAAUUUUAUUCAGUUUAUGACCAAAUACCUGCAAAACCAAUAACCUAUUAUACCAGCCCAUUGUUUUUAUUGUUAAUUAGCAAAUAUUAGCAUGCUAACACGCUAAAUUAAGAUAGUGAAAAGAUGUUAAAAAUACCUGCAUGACAGCAUUGUGAGCAUGUUAGCAUGUUUCACAGUGGCAUUAUUUUAAAACCGUGCACUACUGGAUUGUUACUCAGUUACUGUUAUUAUGUUAUAUUGUCAUGAUAGAUUAUCAAAACAGUGAUGUGAUUACAAGUCAUCACUAGAAGUUCCUUCUCUUUCACAUGCAUAAUUUGAUUUUCAGUUAAUGUAUUCUGGGUAUUGAGACGGGCGAUCUUUAUUUAGUUUUCGCUGGAACACAGUUUUCAAGUGAAAUAUUAUCUCAUUCUGUCAUUGUUCAAUCGCCUCUAGAAUAUGAAUCAUUCAAUCAGCUUCAUUAUGUUUUUACUCUUUUAGCUCACCAUCUCUGUUCUCUGAAUGUGUUUGCCAGCUCUUACAUCUGUAUUGCUCUGUGAAUAAAAGCUUGAAAACUAACCCUAAUUAUAUAUGUAAGAUUGUCAACAGUGUUUCUGUCUAUGUAGGUUCAGCACAGUUCUGAACUUGCUGUUCUGCCUGAUGUAAUGCACUAUAAUUUUGCGCCCACCCAUGUGAAUUUAUUCCCAUUCACUGUGCCAGAAUAUGCAUUAUACCCACUCUUUCAGGGAAAAGUGUUCAUUUUUUGCCUUAUUCAUAGUAACAUGCAUUCACAGUCCAACCUCAGGCUGAAAAGGUUCACUUUAAGUGUGCUGUAAAUGCUUUGCAGGAAAGUAAUGGAAGUUGGGAGAAAGGACCACUGAUGAAAUUACUUAAGUUUGUGAUGAAAACUAUAUCAUCCACAUCCCCACUAGACCUCUCAUUAUAGUACUUAAAUUAAGCACUGACAAGAUGGCCCUCCUGGGGUGUGCAAUUAUUUUACAACAAAUUGCAAAACAAUUUUUUUAUGUCGAACCUUUCAUCUCCUUCCUGAAAGACAGUGUAUCUUUAAUGGCGUCUUUAUCAGCACACAGAAAUGUAAAUUCCAAAAAAUAGAGGCAUUGCAGAGUUU